Aaosphaeria arxii CBS 175.79 is the source of this 1587-nucleotide messenger RNA. RefSeq names its product glucose transporter-like protein. The coding region runs from base 1 to 1587 and encodes 528 amino acids. The record is from RefSeq and is a predicted model, not a curated record. Gene Ontology annotation, biological process: carbohydrate transport; transmembrane transport. Gene Ontology annotation, cellular component: membrane. Gene Ontology annotation, molecular function: carbohydrate:proton symporter activity. The transcript has 7 exons. Lineage: Eukaryota; Fungi; Ascomycota; Dothideomycetes; Pleosporales.
AUGUUGAAGAAGCCUGAGAACGAGGCUGGAAAGUCAUGGCCAGCCAUCGCCAUCGGUCUUUUCGUCGCUUUUGGUGGUGUUCUCUUCGGAUAUGACACGGGAACCAUCUCUGGUAUCCUCGCCAUGGAUUACUGGUUGAAACUGUUCUCGAAGAACGCAGAGCAUACCAUUACUUCGGCUGAGGAUUCCCUCAUUGUCUCUAUCCUUUCCGCAGGAACAUUCUUCGGCGCUCUUUUCGCAGCACCUUUCGGUGAUUUGCUUGGUCGUCGCUGGGGCUUGAUCGCAUCUACUGGACUUGUCUUCAAUCUCGGUGUCAUUCUGCAGACUGCAUCAACAUCUCAGCCCAUGUUCAUCGCUGGGCGAUUCUUCGCUGGUUUGGGCGUUGGUCUUGUGUCGGCUCUUAUUCCCAUGUACCAAUCCGAGACGGCUCCCAAAUGGAUUCGAGGUACCAUUGUUGGUGCAUACCAGCUGGCUAUUACCAUUGGUCUUUUCCUUGCCGCUAUUGUGAACAAUGCCACCAAGGGCCGCAAUGAUUCGGGAUCCUACCGUAUCCCAAUCGCUGUCCAGUUCCUGUGGUCCCUUAUUCUAGUCAUCGGUUUGCUCUUCCUCCCCGAGACGCCUCGAUACCUUAUCAAGGUGGACAAGUACGAUGAGGCCGCGAAAGCCCUCGGCAAGCUACGACAAUUGCCCGUUGAUCACCCUGCCGUUGUGGAGGAGUUGAAUGAAGUCCAGGCAAACCACGCAUAUGAGAUGAGCCUUGGAAAGGCCACCUAUCUUGAUUGCUUCAAGGGAACGAUGGGCAAGCGUUUGUUGACUGGCUGCCUGCUUCAAGCUCUCCAGCAAUUGACUGGUGUCAACUUCAUCUUCUACUAUGGUACACAAUACUUCCGCAAUGCCGGAUUCCAAAACCCCUUCAUCAUCCAAGUCGUUACUAACUCCGUCAACGUCGUAACCACUCUUCCCGGUCUGUGGUUGGUUGAGAAAAUGGGUCGCCGCAACCUGCUUCUCAUGGGAGCCAUCGGCAUGUCCGUGUGCCAGUACAUCGUCGCCAUUACUGGAACUGUGGCCGGAACGACCGAUCUAGCUGCUCAGCGUGCUGCCAUCGCUUUCGUCUGCAUCUACAUCUUCUUCUUCGCCAGUUCUUGGGGACCUGUCGCCUGGGUCGUGACCGGAGAGCUGUUCCCUCUCAAGACCCGUGCCAAGUGCCUUUCCAUGACUACCGCCAGCAACUGGCUCCUCAACUGGGCCAUCGCCUACUCCACCCCCUACAUCGUCAACGAGGACCACGCAAACUUGGGAUCUAAGGUGUUCUUCAUCUGGGGCAGUUUCUGCUUCGUCUGUAUCGCAUUUGUCUACUUCAUGAUCUACGAGACCAAGGGCCUCACCCUCGAGCAAGUCGACGAACUCUACGGCAUCGUUGGCAAGGCCUGGAAGUCCAAGGCCUUCCGCCCGGCCGUCAGCUUCGCUGACGUCGACGCCGAGACCGGCAGGAAGAGCUCGCUCGCUGAUAUCGCUGCGACCCAGGAGAGGAAGAGGAGCGUGCAGCACGAGGAUAACACGGCCAACUUGGCUAGUGAGAAGAUCUAA